AAGAGAGCGCCGGGGAGGGGUGGAGAAAAGCGGGACCCGGAAGGCGCUGGGGAAGCUGCCCCUGCGGCGACGCGCGCUCCGAGGAGUGCGGCGGGGAGGGUCUGAGCCGGCGCGCGGCGUAUGACCGCCAAGGCUGCGGCGCCUGGAACAGGUUGCUCCACCCCGCCCAGGAAUCAGACGAGGGAGAACCCGCUCGGCUGCGACUGCCAACUCGCGCCGAGUGCGUCUGCGAACUCCCGGGGUGGAGUCCCGCGUCCUGCCACCUCCCUGCGGGGCGCGCUCUGCUCGCUUCCCCAGGCCCCGCGUUCUCCCGCCGCCCCAACCCUUCCCCACUUUUUCCCCUUUUUGCAAUCACAUGGCAUUUUAAGAAUGCCGGAAAGAUGGCGGUAGCGGCGGCGGCGGCGGCGGCGGGGCCGGCUGUCGGGGGAGGCGGCCGGGCGCAGCGGAGCGGGCUGCUGGAAGUUUUGGUGCGGGAUCGCUGGCACAAAGUUCUGGUGAACUUGAGCGAGGACGCCCUCGUUCUGAGUUGCGAGGAGGGCGCUGCGGCGUACAAUGGCAUCGGGACCGCCACCAAUGGCUCGUUCUGCAGGGGCGCCGGGGCCGGGCAUUCGGGCGCAGGCGGCGCGCAGCCCCCGGACUCGCCGGCCGGAGUCCGGACCGCCUUCACCGACCUACCGGAGCAGGUGCCCGAGUCCAUCUCGAACCAGAAGCGGGGCGUGAAGGUGCUGAAGCAGGAGCUGGGCGGGCUAGGCAUCAGCAUCAAGGGGGGCAAGGAGAACAAGAUGCCCAUCCUCAUCAGCAAGAUCUUCAAGGGGCUGGCGGCGGACCAGACCCAAGCCCUGUACGUGGGCGACGCCAUCCUGUCGGUGAACGGAGCCGACCUGCGGGACGCCACCCACGACGAGGCGGUGCAGGCGCUGAAGCGCGCGGGCAAGGAGGUGCUGCUGGAAGUGAAGUACAUGCGAGAAGCCACGCCCUACGUGAAGAAAGGCUCCCCGGUGUCCGAGAUUGGCUGGGAAACUCCUCCCCCUGAAUCUCCUCGGCUGGGGGUUGGCUCCUCAGACCCUCUGUCUCCGCAGCCGUUUUCCUUCCAUCGAGACAGGAAAAGCAUCCCGCUCAAGAUGUGCUAUGUCACUAGGAGUAUGGCCUUGGCUGACCCUGAGAACAGGCAGCUUGAAAUCCACUCUCCAGAUGCGAAGCACACAGUGAUCCUAAGGAGCAAGGACUCGGCCACGGCCCAGGCCUGGUUCAGUGCCAUCCAUGCCAACGUGAGCGACCUGCUGAGCCGAGUGAUUGCCGAGGUCAGGGAGCAGCUGGGGAAAACAGACAUUGCUGGGAGCCGAGAGAUCAGGCACCUUGGCUGGCUUGCAGAAAAGGUGCCAGGAGAAAGCGAGAAGCAGUGGAAGCCAGCCCUCGUUGUGCUGACUGAGAAGGAUCUUUUAAUCUAUGACAGCAUGCCACGGAGAAAGGAGGCCUGGUUAAGCCCAGUUCACACGUACCCUCUUCUUGCCACCAGGCUGGUCCAUUCAGGUCCUGGGAAGGGAUCGCCCCAGGCUGGUAUGGAUCUGUCCUUUGCAACACGAACUGGUACCAGGCAAGGGAUUGAAACACAUAUCUUCAGGGCAGAGAUCAGCAGGGACCUCUCCCACUGGACAAGGAGCAUAGUACAGGGUUGCCACAACUCGGCUGAACUCAUCACCGAGAUCACUGCUGCUUGCACCUAUAAAAACCAGGAGUGCCGUUUGACCAUUCAUUAUGAAAAUGGAUUUUCUAUUACCACUGAACCACAGGAAGGUGCCUUUCCCAAAACAAUCAUACAGUCUCCUUAUGAAAAGCUCAAAAUGUCUUCAGAUGAUGGGAUCAGGAUGCUGUGUUUAGAUUUUGGAGGCAAGGAUGGAGAGAUUCAACUGGACCUUCACUCCUGCCCCAAGCCGAUUGUUUUCAUCAUUCAUUCUUUCCUGUCAGCUAAGAUUACAAGACUGGGCUUGGUGGCUUGAAUAGAGGGGCAACUGGCUUUUGAGAAAAGGAGGACGGCAAGGCCCCCCAGAAAGUGUAACAGUGAGCAGUGCACCAGAGGACACAUUGCCACAGUCAGCUUUAGGUCUCAGGGUUUGUGUAACUGCCCCAGACUUCUCUGUCAGUUUUAGCAACUGCAAGGGGACCCUAAGAAAAUACCACAAGGUAUCUCAGAAUAAAAUUGUUUCUUUUGAGAACAGUAAAAGGUUAAAGGCAUGAGGGUGAUUGGAAGUACACGGCAUAGCUUUUAAAUAAUGACAGUCAAGGACAUGAGCACUAAAGGAGCAUGCAGAUCUUAAUCAUACCAGUUCCUAGGCAACUGGUUCACCCAGGUAAGCAAGGCCUGAAUAGAUGAGAAAUGGACAUUUUGCCUCUCUCUUCCCCCAGUAACAAUGUUCCCUUGUUUUAUUGUGAUUUAUUUCCUAUUUCUGAUCCGGCUGACUUUCAGUGGUAGGAAAGAAAAAGUACUUCAAACAGAAACCCACCUUUUACUUAAAUAAGGCAGCCGUUACUUUUUUCUUUAAUGAAUUAUCUUGCAGCGAUGUAGAAGGAUUCUGAAGUGUUCUCAUUAGCAUAUACUGAGCAGGAAUUAAAUAAAGCAUCUGAUACUGAUCUGAGCCAUAAAUGGGGUGGAAUCUGAGCCAAAGUAGACUGCUGAAAUUGCAAAGCACUGCUGCAGAGUUGUGUGCAUGAAAGAUUGAUUCUGGGACUGUAUUCAUACCACUGAUACCAAGGUCUGCUGUCUUAUAGCCAAGACAGUGAAUAGGAUGCUAGCAGGUGAAAUGGCCUGACAGCCUUAUAGGAAGCAAAUUCUGGGUAUUUUUUAAAAGGAUUGUCACUUGAUUUAUAUAUACAUAUAUAUAUAUAAAAUUCACAUGGUUGGGGGUUGAAUAAUUAUCCACAUUCUAUGGUUUUCAGUGGAAUUACUGAGCAAUUUAUUGACCUUUGUUUCUGCCUGUGCCUGUAUGCAUGCAUUUUUGAACAAGUAAUAGUGCAGCCUUGUUUAAUUCUGCAUGAUGCUGGGUUUUACAUAGCGACUCAGCGCUAUGAUCAAAUUGCUUCUAUUGUAGCAUCCGUGACUCUUUCGGAAUUCCAGGGAAAUAAUAUAAUGACCUGAUAUUUUUCUACAAGAAUAUUUUCAGACAGCACAGAGCAUGUACUGAUUUAAGGCUUUUGCUCUUAUUUUUUAAAAACUAAUUCACUAAAAAUAACUCCCAUUAUUUGGUUUUGGAAUCACUUUCUUCAAAUUUUGAAAAUUAGCUCUAGAAUUUUUGAAGGCAUUUAUUAAACUUCUUUCCCCUAUAGUUUACAUAGACAAACAUUCUGGGUUAGAAUUGUGUGCUUUUUCAGAAUCAUAAUUUAGCAAAAACCUAUAUAAAAAGCUUUAAAAACUGAAAUUGUUUUCAGGGAAGGUGACUUUGCUCACUCAGACAUAUGCAUUUUUUGAAUUGCAAGGUUUUAUUUUAGAUUAGCGUUUCCCCAAGUACGUAUCAUGUAACACUAGUUCCAAAGAGGAUUGAUUGAGCAGUGUUUUGUGGGAAGGGGGCAAAAUGAGGUUUGGCAAUCCAAACAAGUUUGUCAAAUGCAACAGUAAAUGCUAAAUGGAUUUCAAGAUUACAGGCCCUCUCAAAGACUUUAAACUAACUUUGUGACUCCUCAAAAGCAGAUGUUGUUUGCAAUUCCUCAUACUCGCCUACAGAACUCCUUUCACAGGGAGCAUUUUGUGAAGCUAGUGCUUUAAAAAAAAAACAUUUCGGAAAAUGCAGCUUUAGACAUUGUAUUUUUUUGUUUGUGUGUUUGUUUCCUACUGUAAAAUGCUGAUGAGUGAAGUCCCAGCCUGAAUACUGUAGGAAAGCUUUGAUGCAUUUGUAAAUUAAACUGACUCUCAUUAAAUAUUCUCAAAAUCA
Messenger RNA from Choloepus didactylus (southern two-toed sloth), 3923 nucleotides. RefSeq names its product syntrophin beta 1 (gene SNTB1). The transcript is spliced from 8 exons. NCBI's taxonomy places the organism in Eukaryota, Metazoa, Chordata, Mammalia, Pilosa, Megalonychidae. Gene Ontology annotation, cellular component: intracellular anatomical structure; dystrophin-associated glycoprotein complex; synapse. The record is from RefSeq and is a predicted model, not a curated record. Gene Ontology annotation, molecular function: protein binding; structural molecule activity. The coding region runs from base 381 to 1997 and encodes 538 amino acids.